Molecule: messenger RNA, 960 nt
Organism: Paralichthys olivaceus (Japanese flounder)
Lineage: Eukaryota; Metazoa; Chordata; Actinopteri; Pleuronectiformes; Paralichthyidae
Product: C-X-C motif chemokine 10-like
Biological process (GO): immune response
Cellular component (GO): extracellular region
Molecular function (GO): chemokine activity
Source: RefSeq, a predicted model, not a curated record
GUAGGAGAAUAGUGCUCUUGGGAAUUUCCUGAUUUGGAAAGCCCAGCACUGAGUGAGCGGGGGAGGAGCACAUUUAUAAAACAGCAACAUGUGGCUGAACGGCUCAGAGUCAACGCUCAGCUUGCCUCCAAUAUGCAGCUUUACCCCCAGUCAGUGUGUCGGCUCGCCUUCCUGAGCCUCUGCUGUGUGCUGAUCACAGUGAAUGAGUCAGAGGGCACGUUUGUCCCAGGACGAUGCUUGUGUCCGCAAUCGCAGUCAAGAAUCAGAGGGCACCUGAAAGAGCUCACAGUCUACCACAAAAGCCCCAGCUGCAACACGGUCACAGUCAUAGUGACUCUGAAGAGAAAUAAUGAACUCGUGUGUCUGAAUCCAGAGGCACCGCUGGGCAAACAGCUCAUCCACUGCUGGAACAGAGCUCAUAAGUUGGGCCGUGAUGUGAAACUCUGCCUGAAGAGGAGGAGAGGCCGAGGCAGGAAGCGCAUGCGCUCUCGACAGAGGAGCCAGGGUCAAAACAUGAGAGCCUCAUCUUCAAGCUCCUAAUGGUUGACCGGCCACCUUCAACAAAGCUACAGCACGGAGAGUAGUGUGAACAUACAGACUGUUGCCAACCUGCAGGUGUUUAACUCCAGGCCACCAGUGACAAUGAUUUUCUGUCCCACAGCUCAGACAUCAUGAUCCCCUGAAUUUCCAUCUGGGUAGCAAAGCAAACUUUUCUAUGCCAGCAGCAGGGGGGGUUUAUUUAUGCAACUCACUGAUAUAAUUGAAAGCUAUACAAGCCCUGGAGGUUUGUCACAACAGGUAAACAUUUAAGCUUUAUAACCCGAUCAACUAUAUUGUAAAUGUGUAGUUCUGUGUAGGCAGCUGGAAAAGAUAACUGAACAUGUUGUUGGGUAUUUAUUGUUUAUGUAAAUAUGGACUUUUUUUAAGCACUUUUUUAAAAAAUAAACCUAUCUGAACAAU